UCUGCACUUACUGGUUUCACCAGGUUACAAAACACCAAGAUGGCGGAGCUGGACCGGUUCAAGCGGCGGUUCAUACGGGCGGUGGCGCGGCUGAUGCGGCAGGGCGUCCCCGAGCGGGACAUGUGGGAGACGCUGAGCAAGGAGACGGGCAGGGACAGCCAGGAGUUGUGGAACCGGAUGAAAGUGCUCUGCCUGAAGAAGCUCUCCCGUCUGCUGGCAGCCAAUGACAGCGCGGCGCAGGUCGGCAACGUGGCACGAAUGACGCCCACUGAUUGGCUGAUGUUUGACGCUGUGCUGGUGCAUGAGAAGCCCGAUGUUUGUACACCGGACAACAUCAACACGUCGGAGGUGCGCAUCUCGGCGCUGCAGCAGCUGAUCGUGCUGGUGGACCAGUACGACAUCGAGAAGCUGCCUCGCGACGUGCACACGCGCGCCGGCGCCUGGGCCGCGCUCACCACGGAUUAUAACGUCGACGGCCGCGAGUGUUCCCCGAUGCUGCUGCAACUACGCUGGUACCAGCUGAAGCAGACCACGAGGGCCGUCUUCUACCAGUUCUGGUCCAAGUUCAGAGGAAACAAGAGGAACCUCGAACAGGCGCAGCACCUGAUGCCGUCGCAACUGCAGUCGGUUAUUGCUAAGCGCUACCCAACCCUAAUAACAAUGCCAUUCGUGCCGUGGGAGGAGCAGAUACAGCAGCACCUAGUGGUGACGCUCGAGGAGAUGGGCGCCUCCGCCACUGACGGCAAUGACGCUGUGCGCGGCGUGUUCGACUCGGGGCGGUUCCUGCCGCCGGACAGCUACGUGCAUAGGGACGCUAAGAAGAGCAGUGAUGAACCGGACUUGGUACUAGUAGAGCCUAAAAUAGACACGAUAGCUGUUGAUGACUCCGAUAACGAAGAGGCAGACAAAAAUGAACCAGAAUCUACCACUACCAACGACGAUACAACCAAUUUACCAGUGACCAAGGUAAAAGUAGAAAAAGAACCCGUGACUGAUGCUAAUGUUAACAAAGACACUGAGAAAAGCGUAUCUCAAGCUCCAAAAGUGAAGCAAGAACCAGUGGAUGACGAUGUUGAAGAAGUAGUAGACAGUGAAGUAGACGGCUUAUCUAACGUUAAAAUUCUAGAAGCAACGCACGUUCAAACUGAAGAAAUAGACGAUGAUAACCACAAUACAUCAAAUAAAUCAAACGAAGCCGAAAAUGCAGCUAAAGAACUAGAAAAAGUGUACAAUAAUUUAGACAAUUUUAUUGAUAACACACCUGAAGUGGUACUCAGUGAUUUGGAGGAUGACUGUAUACUAACGGGUAUUGAUGAUAACACUUCUGAAAUAAAUGCAAAUUCUGCCGUUGAUAAACCAAACCACGAGGAAUCGAUUCAUACAGAAGAUGCUGAAACAAAUACCAAUAAAUUGCAUUAUUUGACCGAGACUGAUAAUAACGCAGUGCCAAAUCCUGAUAAUGCCCUGAUGGGCAAAUUGACAGAUAAUAUUAUUACAAAACAUUCAAAACAACCAGAAAUAAUUGAAGAUGACAAUUUAGAUGAUCCAAUAAUUAUUGACACCGCUGCAGAUGUAGUUGAUAAGCCUGCUGAAUCAGAACUUAACACAAACAAGUCACCAAUUUUCGAGAUACCAGAUGAUAUUGAAAUAGUUGAUGAUGGAAUAGAUGUUGACGAUUAUGAAGAUGAUAUUUUUCAACCUCAAUCGUGCGAAAUAGACAGCAUUGUCAAACCUGAACCGGAAGAAUCAUCUAGAGCCAGCGAGGAAGGUCAAGAGGAAACUUCAGGAAAAUUCGACCUGAAACUCAUGAUGUUUCCCGUCGUGUAUACCACUAAGUUAGACCACAUGUCUGUAUGCAAAGAUCACGACUUCGAAAGUAUAAAAACUGUUGAGCUAAUCGAUUGCAUUUUAUCAGAAAGCAAACCUAUCAGCACUAAAUCUGUCAUACUUACUCCUAUUGAGACACCAUCAAGAGUUUUAUCGGUUGCUACUGAGGGAAUAGUACCAGCUGUGUCGGACGUCAUUGAAGAGAAUGUACCAGUAUUACCAGUCGCCCCUGAAUGUACAUCACUUUUACCGGUCGCUGGUGAAGAGAAAUCACGAGUCUUACCACUCUCCGCAGAGGAUACAAUAAAUGUACGACCAGAAAUAAAUGAACAAGAGGAUAGCGGUGAAGACAGUGAGAGCGAUUAUGAGACGAUUCCGGAAACCAGCAGCUUGUUCCAAAAGCCUCGCGUCCGUGACUACAAUCCUAUCAAGCUCUGUAAGAAUCCCGACUUCAACACGCGACUAAAGUGGCUGUCUGUAGGAUUCUUCGCUUCUGAACGCAAUCGACGCCUACUCAACGCAUGCCACCCGGUCACUAUUGAUCUUCACUCGGCUUUUGAACCCAAACUCGUCAAUAACACCGUCAGGCUGAAGAAAAAUAACACUACCUCAGUGAAAGUAAGCAAUAAUGACACGUAUACUAAUACAUCUGAAUCAGUUAUUCCUUCCACGAUGCUGGUGCAGUCCCUCGUCGAUAAAACUAAUACAAAUAUUGAAGACCUGAUGCCGACGCCCCAAAGUGUUAAUGAGCGAGAUGUUAUUAAUUUAACGGAUGGUCAUGAUCAUGCUUUAGUGACAGAAAGGAAGAAUAAGGUGAUUAGCUUACCAGAUAUUGUGAAUGUUCGGCGACUUAACCAACAGCUGUUGACAGCUGAAGUAGCACCAAUCCAGUUAGUAAACGACGCAAACACCGUUGAAGAACCUGAUGUUAAGCCGGAUAUCAACGUGCUAGCACAAACCGAAAAACAAGAUACGGGGAACAACAUUGAAAAUGAAGUUGAGGUUAAACCGUCUAUUGAAAACCUUGCUGUAGUACCAUGUGAAGCUUUACCUGAAGCAGCUCAAACCACAAUUGAAGACACUACUGUAAUCUCUAAUGAAACUGUAGUCUCUAAUGAACCUGUAGUCGAAGCAGGUAAAGCGAUAGAAACAAAAUAUGAACCAAAUGUUACACUACAGUCUGCGCAACCACUUCUAACAAUGGAGAUAUCUCCGAUACGGACGCAGGCUCCUCCAGUAACUGUAACUUCAGUGCCGGCGGUGGCUGGCCCAUCUGUAACGUCUUCACAACCCGCAGAAGCAGCGAGAAGAAAUAACAAACCUAAAAAAAAACGGCCUGAGGCCACAAGAGUGCCAUGGUACGCAUCUAAUGCCACACCUAAAGAUACAAACACCGGCGUUGUCGAAAACACAGACAGUCUCAUAGCAAUGGACACUCUGGACCGGAUGCUACACAUAAUAAUGGGCACGCCAGUAGAUAAGGUGUAUGGAACUAUCAAGACAAAAAAUAUAGUAAAAAUGAUUCGCAAAGGUAAAUCAACACUAACAGGAGGUAAUUUAGACGAAUUAGAAUUAAAGUUAGGAUUUAAAUCAACAGAUGAAAAAAGUGGUGAACCCAAGGCCAAGGAACCUGUGAAACCUAAACCAGUUGCGCGAAAAAGAUCAUCAAAGUCCAUAGAAGAGGAUAACACAGAGUUAAGUAAUAUUAAAAAAACUUAUAAAUGUCGGGCCAAAACCAGAAUACAGCCAGCUAAGUCCACGCCGAGUAGAGGAAGACCAAGGAAAGUUUACCUGGAACCAAGAAGUCCUCCGACAUCACAAGUCUCAGACGCUGACCAGCAACAAAACAUGGACGGAAUAAUCGCCGGUAUUACCAUUACGCCUCUGAAUCAGCAUAAUGUCCCUUGUAUGAAUGAAAUAUCAGCUAAUCAACCAGCCAUUGCUGAAGUCGGAAAUAACGUUGAAGUCAGCACACAAACUAUGGAUGCGGAAACUGAUAUUACCAAUGAGAUACCAGAAAACACAGCAAAUAUAAAUAAUACUCCAUACACUUUCGAAAUUGCACCUGCUGUUGGAAUUAACGUUGAAGUUUCAGCCAAAAAACAUUCGGAAACUCUGUUGAACCGUUCCAAUGACUCCAACCAGUAUGUGAUUCUGUCAGAUGACGAAUCAGAAACAUCUUCUAAAUCUUCGCCAACUAAACCUCACGAUCCUUGCAAACUGCCGCUACAACCGAAACCAGCACCACCACCGAAGAAGGGCGUUUGGAAAACUAAUUAUGUCAUUAACAGUAGAAAAGACUUGGCAGAUACGUGCCCCAUAGAUUUGGGACCCGGACAAGUAUUAUUGACUACGGCUAAGAUACCGCCUCACUUGAUGGAUCCUAAAGUUAUACCUCAUCAGUCGACCCCAGAGGUUCCGCCAGUGCCCCCGCCCGCGGCACCGCUGCCGACCGUGGGCCCCGCUACAAACUUACUGGGUCUUACAAAAAUAGAGAUACCCGGAUUAGAGUUGCCUGAAGGAGUCAGCUUGAUGUUAGGUCCAAACGGAGAUCUAUCAGCGGUCUUGUCUGCUGAUGUCGAAUAUGAUGCAAACACUAUAGCUGAAAUGCAAAGCGUGGUCAGUAUCGUGCAACAGCAAAUUAGCAUGUCGCUCAAGCCCCCAGCGGCAGCGGUAACAGACAGUGUUGACCUCACAGACGAACCAACUACUGCCAAAGAUGGAGGUAUUACAACUGAUUCAGCGGAAAACAAAACGGAGAGCAAUGCAUCACUCGCUACAUCACAAGAAAAACAACCAAUUCAUAUUGAUGAAGAUACUGUAGUUGAAGCUCAAUCAGAAAAAGGCGAAUCUAAUUGUAAUGAAAAGUCCCAAGCAAAAACGAACGAUUUAGAGACUACAGAACGUUCCGAGGUUGAAAAUACAGGUGUACAAGAAAGCAGCGAAAAUAAAAGAAAGCAAGAUGUGCCAGAUAGCGCAACCAUUAAUUUGGCAACUGAAGAUAAAGAUAAUAUAGAUACAACACUUGAAAAUAGAUUGGACGAUAAUGCACAAGUAGGCGACAAAGAUAGAGAAAAUGUAGAUACAAAUGUCAGUGAAGAAACAACAAGUAAAUUGGAAACCAAUACGGAAGAAUCUUCGCGCCCUGCCCCUGCAGCUACCAAGAAAUCUAUACUAUCCGACUUGAUGGAAAUGUCUGGGAUAUCCUCUGAAGACAUGGUCCCUGCCGAAGCGCCGGCAGAAGUGGUACAAACGCCUACCAUGGUCCCUGAAACACCAGCUCCCGUGAACGUGCCCGAUACAACUUCCUCAGGAUACACCAUGCGAGCCGAGCUCACGCAAGUCAAAACCGUCGAAGCGUUGAAAUACGCUGCCCAGGUGGACGGUAAAUUCUUCAAAUACAACCUCAAGACGGGGAGCGUCACCCUGAUCAAGGUCACCAUAGAGAAAGUAGAGAAGAACCCGCGUCCCACACCGAGCCUUCUUAGAAACAGCUUCAUCGACUUGACCAGCACAGAGGCUGAGAGCCCUCGCCCCGUCCAAGUGAUACGGCGGGGGCGCGGCCGGCCGGCGCGGCUUUCCAAAGUUCUGGCCAAGCCUCCUAUCAUCAUGUCUGGCCACCGCCGCAGGGGCCGCCCGCCGCGGCUCCCGCACAUACUGAACGAGGACUACGACAGUGACAGCUACCGGCCACCCCCGCCUGUCCUGAAGAAGAUUGUCAAUGAGAAGGUGAGCGGCGAACUCAACCGUGAAGUGAGGGAGCUACGGAAACAGAGACUCGGUCGAAAAGCCAGGAUCGAAGCCAAGAUCUACUUGGACGAUUCAGACGGACCCGCCAUGGAGGAAGAAUACUUGGUGGACAGCCAAUCAGACGAUGACAGUAGCAAGAAGGGCUUCGUCGAUUCUAACUUGGAAUUAAUAAGAGAUAUAGAGAAACGCAGGGCUGAGCUUCACUCCGGCAUAAUAACUGCAGACUCGUCCGACGAUGAUGAACCUUUGGCUAAGAAGGUUAAAAAGAAAUCUGAAGUCAUUCCACCCGUCCCUGGUAUUUCUAGUGCUAGUGGUGAUGAAGAUGUUAUACCUCUAAUAAAUGAAAAUUCUAGUGAAACACUUGAAUCUAAUGUAGUUCCUAUCGGAUUACCUCAUCCUGCAGUGCCUGUAAUGGAAGUUUUAGAUGAGGAUCUAUUAGACUGCGACGAUGCAUCACAAGACACGCCAGAUACACAAGAAUCAGAAGAAGAAGAAUGUAUUUUAGGAGCAUAAUUAUUUUUUAAAUUUAAGUUUAGAUUUAGAUUUUUUAAUUAAGAGAUAGAGUAUACGCUUUUAACUCAAUGUACGGUAAGACUGUCUGUGAUAUACAUUUUAAGGGUACCCAUGUUUAGUUUUUUUCUCAGAGUAUAGGUAGGUACUGCCUAUUAGUUUUAAAUGUGUGGUUUUGAUUACCAAUGGUAAAUAAAUGUUCUUAAUUGAAACAGUA
Plutella xylostella (diamondback moth) is the source of this 6304-nucleotide messenger RNA. RefSeq lists its product as uncharacterized. Lineage: Eukaryota; Metazoa; Arthropoda; Insecta; Lepidoptera; Plutellidae. The record is from RefSeq and is a predicted model, not a curated record.